This is a messenger RNA of Nilaparvata lugens (brown planthopper), 639 nucleotides long. RefSeq lists its product as uncharacterized. Lineage: Eukaryota; Metazoa; Arthropoda; Insecta; Hemiptera; Delphacidae. The transcript has a single exon. The coding region runs from base 1 to 639 and encodes 212 amino acids. The record is from RefSeq and is a predicted model, not a curated record.
AUGUGUAUACUGAUAAGUCUGACCAAAAACAUUGAGGCUUUUCCUAGCCUCAGGAAAGAAAAUGCAGAACUGAAGGAACGCGUCGAUGAUAUGGAACAAUACUCAAAAUCGAACAUGCUGGAAAUAAAUGGUAUACCCAAAAAACAGGAUGAAGAUGUAACAGAAAUCAUUUGUAGAAUGAGCGAAGCAUUAGGACACAAAAUAAAAGCAGAUGCAAUCGACAUUUGUCACAGACUUAAACAACGAAAUGAAAACCUACCUCCACCAAUCGUUGUCAAGUUCGUUCGUAGAACAGACAAACAAGUAAUAUUGAAUAAAAGGAAAGUUACGAGGCAGUUUUCUACAAAGCAGAUGGGAGAAACAACGGACCAUCCAGUCUAUGUGAAUGAAAGUCUAGCACCUACGCGAAGAAGGAUUUUCACCAUGGCGAGAGAGAUCUUCAAAAGAGGCGACAUCAAAUACCUAUGGAUCAAGGAAGGGAAGAUUCUAGCUAGGAAAGAAGACGGAACACCAGUUAUUGAACUCAAGAACAGUGAAGAAGUGAAUAAGUUGAGCGUGAGAAGUGCAUCAAAGCAGCCAGGUAACCAAGAAAAUAACAGUGUCAGUACCGUAAAUAAAAAUGUCAUCAGAGAUAAGUAA